AUGUCUCAGCAGACGCAGUCAUCAGGAAGGGACCUUAGGGGGAUUGGAGGAAAGGUUCCAAAGAAUGAAGCGGAUCAAUGGUCCAAUGUGAUGGACCCAAACGAGCGACGCAAGAUACAGAACAAAUUGGCUCAGCGAAGAUAUCGUGACAAGACCAAGGAAAACAAGGAAGAAUCCGAACGUCAAGCAGAAAACCAACGCAACGCAGGAAGCUCGUAUACGUCUCCAGAGCCCGAAGCUAUGCAAUCAAACGAGACACUCUCCGGGCUUCCAUGGGGAGGGAUCAACAUGAAGCACAUCAUUGAAACCGGCAAGAGGAAGGAGCUGGGUUCCAAGCAAACUUCGCAAGCCAACUCAUUGCACGGUGGUGCCACGGGAGGCAGGCUCGGUCUCGAUCUCUCUCAUCAGUUUGCCAGAGGCUCUCCGGCGUGGCAGUAUCUUAGACACUUUUCCUACAACCAGGAUGCUCGGGCAACAUGCCGGGCCACGGCGGCGGCGAGGAUCAACGAUGACGAAGAGAAUGGUCCACCGCGUUCUCUCCAACCAUUCUGCAGGUGCCACGCAGAAUGGAUGAUGGUGUUUGGUAGAAACUUGCGCGAGACGAGACCCCAUCUCAGAGUCACCUCUUUCAGCUGUCAGCCUUAUAUUUUGCCAGGGGGGCUCGCUAACGACUGGUGGUUGCAGGGUUCUUACAAUGCUCUCGGGGAACGCCGCCACGAGGCUGAGUUGAACCAUGCUCACGUUCCACACUUCCACACCAACGACAUUCGGAAGUCGCUCAUUAGACUCUGUCCCUUCACGACAAACUGGGGGCCCACCAACACCAGGAUCGAGCGGCCAGGUACCAUUGGUGCACAAUUGGGGGUAAUUCCGAUUAAAUGCACAUUAACAGCGACUGUGCCUCAUGUCCCGUUCAGAGAUCUAACGCAAGUUGGGUGUAUAUGCACCUUUGCGACUUUCACGCGACCCGUCGUCAUCCUUCGGACUAGCUCCAGGCAGCUAGGCACACCUGCGGCACUGGGGCAUAUCAUCGUAUGCACCGUCGGUUCAGCUCCGAACAGCCACAUCCGCUUCAGACGCCUCAACACUGUACGGCACGGAAGGCCCAUUCCCUAA
This is a messenger RNA of Plenodomus lingam JN3, 1116 nucleotides long. RefSeq lists its product as uncharacterized. The record is from RefSeq and is a predicted model, not a curated record. Gene Ontology annotation, molecular function: DNA-binding transcription factor activity. Lineage: Eukaryota; Fungi; Ascomycota; Dothideomycetes; Pleosporales; Leptosphaeriaceae. Gene Ontology annotation, biological process: regulation of DNA-templated transcription.